Molecule: messenger RNA, 252 nt
Organism: Zygotorulaspora mrakii
Lineage: Eukaryota; Fungi; Ascomycota; Saccharomycetes; Saccharomycetales; Saccharomycetaceae
Gene: DAD3
Product: Dad3p
Exons: 1
Coding region: 1-252 (83 amino acids)
Biological process (GO): attachment of spindle microtubules to kinetochore
Cellular component (GO): mitotic spindle; DASH complex
Source: RefSeq, a predicted model, not a curated record
AUGGAGGACCUCAGUCUGCUGCAACAGAAUGUCCUUGAAAAAUACAAGAAAUUAGCACAAGUUCUGCAUUCACUUGAUGAAACUUUCAAGAAGUUCAAUAGCAGCGACCAUAGUGAUGUAUCACCUGAAUCAAUAUUGCAGCAGAUUAGGGAUAUUGAAAUCAAAAUAGCACAAAUAGGUACGCUACUGAAAGGUAGUGUAUACUCAUUAAUCCUACAGCGCAGGCAGCAAAUAAAGGGUAGUUCUGGAUAA